Messenger RNA from Chiroxiphia lanceolata (lance-tailed manakin), 7476 nucleotides. RefSeq names its product phosphodiesterase 11A (gene PDE11A). NCBI's taxonomy places the organism in Eukaryota, Metazoa, Chordata, Aves, Passeriformes, Pipridae. Gene Ontology annotation, biological process: signal transduction. The record is from RefSeq and is a predicted model, not a curated record. Gene Ontology annotation, molecular function: 3',5'-cyclic-nucleotide phosphodiesterase activity; protein binding.
GGCAGGGCAUGGCCUGAGCCACCCCCGCCGCUGGCACCAUGGCCACCGCCGGCGAUGCCGGCCUCGACGUGGCAGCCGUGGAAAGUUUCCUAGAGAGGCACCCGGAGCUGGUGGAGAAGUGGCUGAAGAGGAAGAACUCGCUCCCUGGAGCGCCUGCCCAACCCGCCGCCCCCGCUGCCGGCCCGUCGGAGGAGCGACGGAGCAGCGACGGCCCCGGCGGCGGCUGCGGUAGCGCGGGCGGUCCCGGCGGUCCCGGCCCCGGCGGUCCCGGCCCCGGCGGCGGGGGACUGCAGCGCCGAGCGUCCCAGAAGGAGCUGCGGAAGAGCUUCGCCCGCUCUAAGGCCAUCCACGUCAACCUCACCUACGACGAGCAUGUGCACGCCCGGGCGCAGGAGCCGCUGAGCAGCGUGCGGCGGCGGGCGCUGCUGCGGAAGGCCAGCUCCUUGCCCCCCACCACCGCCCACAUCCUCAGUGCCCUGCUGGAGUCCCGCGUCAGCCUGCCUCAGUAUCCCCCCACCGCCCUGGACUACAAGCGCUACCUCAAGGAGCACAACGAGCGCCAGUUCUUCCUGGAGCUGGUCAAGGACAUCUCCAAUGACCUGGACCUCACCAGCCUCAGCUACAAGAUUCUCAUCUUCGUCUGCCUCAUGGUGGACGCGGACCGGGGCUCCCUUUUCCUUGUGGAAGGAGCCGCCGCCGGCAAGAAGACCCUGGUCUCCAAGUUCUUCGACGUGCACGCCGGCACCCCCCUGCUGCCCUGCGGCUCCACCGAGAACAGCAACGAGGUGCAGGUGCCCUGGGGUAAGGGCAUCAUCGGCUACGUGGCGGAGCACGGAGAGACGGUCAACAUUCCCGACGCUUACCAGGAUCGACGCUUUAAUGAUGAGAUUGACAAACUGACUGGAUACAAGACAAAGUCACUCUUGUGCAUGCCCAUAAGAAACAGUGAUGGAGAGAUUAUUGGUGUUGCCCAAGCAAUAAAUAAAACUCCAGGAGGUGCCCCUUUUUCUGAUGAUGAUGAAAAAGUGAUGCAGAUGUACCUCCCGUUCUGUGGGAUUGCCAUAUCCAAUGCCCAGCUAUUUGCAGCUUCAAGAAAGGAAUAUGACAGAAGCAGGGCAUUACUGGAAGUAGUGAAUGAUCUCUUUGAGGAACAGACUGACUUGGAGAAAAUUGUCAAGAAAAUUAUGCAUCGGGCCCAGACUCUGCUGAAGUGUGAACGGUGCUCAGUAUUACUUCUGGAAGAUAUCGAAUCGCCUGUGGUGAAAUUUACAAAAUCCUUUGAGUUGUUAUCUCCAAAAUGCAGCGCUGAUACUGACAACAGUUUCAAAGACAGUGUGGAAAAAUCAUCUUAUUCUGACUGGCAUAAUAAUAGCAUUGCUGAACUCGUCGCUUCCACAGGUCUCCCAGUGAAUAUCAGUGAUGCCUAUCAGGAUCCUCGCUUUGAUGCUGAAGCUGACCAAAUUUCUGGCUUUCACAUAAGAUCUGUUCUGUGUGUUCCUAUAUGGAACAGCACCCACCAAAUAAUUGGGGUAGCUCAAGUGUUGAACAGGCUCGAUGGGAAAUCCUUUGACGAUGCUGACCAGCGACUGUUUGAAGCUUUUGUUAUUUUUUGUGGCCUGGGUAUCAACAACACAAUUAUGUAUGACCAAGUGAAGAAAUCCUGGGCGAAACAGUCUGUGGCUCUUGACGUGUUGUCUUACCAUGCAACAUGUUCGAAGGCAGAAGUUGAUAAAUUUAAGGCAGCAAACAUCCCUCUGGUGUCAGAGCUUGGCAUCGACAAUAUCCAUUUUGAUGACUUCUCACUUGAUGUGGAUGCCAUGAUUACUGCAGCCCUGCGGAUGUUCAUGGAACUUGGAAUGGUUCAGAAAUUUAAAAUUGACUACGAGACGCUGUGUAGGUGGCUUUUGACGGUUAGGAAGAAUUAUCGGAUGGUUUUGUAUCACAACUGGAGGCAUGCUUUCAAUGUCUGCCAGCUAAUGUUCGCCAUGUUAACCACUGCAGGAUUCCAGGAGAUUCUAAGUGAAAUUGAAAUUUUAGCUUUGAUUGUGGGAUGCUUAUGUCACGACCUUGACCACAGGGGAACCAACAAUGCCUUCCAAGCCAAGAGUGGAUCAGCCUUAGCUCAGCUCUAUGGCACCUCUGCUACCUUGGAGCAUCACCAUUUCAAUCAUGCUGUCAUGAUUCUCCAAAGUGAGGGUCACAACAUCUUUGCUAACUUGUCCUCUAAGGACUACAGUGACCUUAUGCAGCUUCUAAAGCAAUCGAUAUUGGCAACAGACCUCACUCUGUAUUUUGAGAGAAGGACCGAGUUUUUUGAACUUGUCAGUAGAGGUGGUUAUGACUGGAAUAUAAAAAAACACCGAGAAAUAUUUCGAUCAAUGCUAAUGACAGCCUGUGACCUUGGAGCUGUGACCAAACCGUGGGAGAUUUCAAGACAGGCAGCUGAGCUGGUAACCAGUGAGUUCUUUGAACAAGGAGACAGAGAAAGAUCUGAACUAAAACUCACCCCUUCAGCCAUUUUUGAUCGGAACAGGAAACAUGAACUACCCAGGUUGCAGCUCGAGUGGAUUGAUAGCAUCUGCAUGCCAUUGUAUGAGUGUCUAGUGAAGCUGAAUGUGAAACUGAAGCCUAUGCUGGACUCUGUGGCAGUAAAUAGAGGUAAAUGGGAGGAGCUGCACCAAAAAAGACUUCCUUCUCAGCAUAGUUUGUUUUUACUGUGAGGCUUAGUGGGACUGAAAGGAAGGUCUGCAGUGAGAUUGCGCUGGUGUCUGGAGAGACACGGAAGACUUAACAUAAGAAGCGUUCAUUCAGCUCCACUACAUUUCAACUGCUGCUGUAAAAAUCUGUAAAGCUGACAACAGACUGAAAUAUAAGAACUCACAUCUUAAUAAAAUUAAUAAUACAGAGCAGAACUGGGAUGCAAGCUGGCCAAUUCAUAUGCAAGGAGCUGCACAAAACAGAAUAGUAUGUAAUUACAUUGUUGUUUUGCAUCUCUUCAGUACAUGUUAUGAAUCAAUUAUGCCUGCUUUUGUGAUGUUCCUCUCCUACUCUCCCUCCUCUUUUAAGCCUGAACAUUCUGAAAAGCCUGCUUUGUAUUCUAAAGAAGUAUUUUUUUACAACAAAGCUUCUUAGUGAUUGAUCAGGGCUUUUAGAAUUGCCUACCUUUGCUACAUUUAAAAACAAACUUUAUUAUCUUUAAAAGCACCAAGCUGUCCCUUCUUCCCAGAGAAAUUCAUAUUAACAGAGCAGCAAAUUUCUCAGCAAGGGGAAGUUUGCACAAGGGCAAAAUAUUGCAUGGUAAUUUUAGAGUGGGUUUUUUUUCUUUUAAAAAAUGCUCUUUUAACACAUUCAUUUUUUUAAAAUUACAGUGUCCCCUAAGGAAAAGAUUAAUGGGCUUUUAUGAAAAUAGAGUACAAAUAAAAAAGGAAAUCUGUUGCCUUGUGCUUCAGGUUUAUAUUACAUUAAAAAGUGGACCACGGAUAAACCUUCCUAGUAUAAUUUUCAGUUGAAAUUAAUAUUUUGAAAUGGUGGAGAGGAAGAAUAUCAUCACACUGGACUGACUACCUCUUACUCUCUUGCAGGUCUUUCAGUACAAUUUCAGAUGCUAUUACUACAGCUAGCACUGCUCUAGUCAAGGCUCACAUGUAGCCAUCAGUGGUAAAGGUGUCCAUAAAAAUAUAAUCAAACAUGAUAGGUCACAAAACGAAACAUAUCCAGUUCUGUGUGAUGACCCUGGUAUUACCUGAAAGUUGAUCACUUUUUAUUAGUGCAAGGAUCACUAGUGUAGCAAACCUGUGAUCUAUGAUUUGAGAGUGCUUUCUCUGCUGCAUGACCGGACACAAAAGGAGUCAUGUUGUAGCGCUAACGACUGCCCAUUCAUGGGGGGGGAGAAAGCCUUUGUACUCCAUGAAAAAUGGGAUUCUAAAUAUAGGGUUGUCUGGCAGCAGAAAUUAAAGCUGAAUUCAGCUUAGUUUUACACCUGUGCCAAAUUUCAUUUACUUCAGUGGAAUUACCUUGAACUGGCACCAACUUAAUGGAAAUCAGAACCUGGCCCAGCUGACCAGAUGCUAAAAGAGCUUUCCUCCUUUCCAAGGAAAGUCAGUCGUUAGCGCCUUAGAAAAGCUGACUACAUCUGUCUCACAAUCAAACAGAAACAACAAAUCUGCUGAUCACUUCUUUAAAAGAAACACAACAAAACAAAAAGGCUCUGUGCUUCUAACCACAGUGUGUAGGACAAUAGCUGGAAAUUCAGUAGCAUUGUGAGCCAAUCUGUCAGUGCACAACAGAACCACAUCACUUUCUCUAGCAGAAAGAAGCAGGAAGGACCAGAAAUGCAGACUGCACAGCAGUGAGUACAUGCAUCAAAUGGAAAUGUUUCUGCUAUUCUUUUACCACUUCUUUCUUCUCUGAAUAAGGACAGACACAGUAUAGUAAGCAGCAAGCCAUACAAACUUAGAAUACAUACGUUAUGGGAGAAACAGAUACUAGGAACCAACAGUACUGCUGGCAGGUACACACAGAUUUCCUGAAUUUUGGUAUUGCAUAUUGUUAAGCAUAACAUAAUUUAUAAUGCAUACCCUACAGCCUCCCCGAAGGUUGAGUCUCCCCUCAUUUCCUCUCCUUUUUAUUGGCUUCAGUGCACUGUUGCCCAUGGCAACACCCACCGGCAGGGAUGGGGAUUCGGCACCACCGCAAGCUGACACACAGCUGAAGCUCUAACAAUGUCAACCAUCAAUCAAGUGACUGUUUGUAAUUGCCUCCAUCUAUUUCUCCUGUCUUUUGGUAUCUUUGCCAUUGUGGGUCAAAAUUCAGAAACUGCUGACUAAUGUUAUGGUUCUGCUCCUCCAUCACAAGGAAGAAAAUGAGAGCACACAGCUCGAUCUUAUCAAAUUGUUCUCAGGCGAAACGAAGCAACCCUGAUGAAACCGGGGGGCCCAGUAGUGCAUCUCAGAACAGCAUUUGAUCUCUGAAACUAAACAAACAAAAAUCUUAUAUUAUUUUUUAAAACAAAAACUGUUGGAGAGAAAAAGAAGAUUCUUUGUGGAAGCAUGCAGUACAGUUAAGAAAUGUAUUCCAAGCCUAUUAUAUUUUAAGAUGGUGGAAACCACUUUUUAGCUACUGCUCAUAAGCUGUCUCUAGACAGAAAUUGUAUCUGGUUUUCAGUAUUUCGCAGUAUUUCAGUCAGUUUUGCCAAACUCUUCCAAGAUAUGCACAGGAGAGAUGACUGUGUAGAUCAUUUAAUCUCAUUCUACAUCUUUUACUUGCUUCCCUGCCUGCUGAACAAGGAGACAUUAAAAAAACCAUUGAAAUCGGCUUAAUUCUGUGAGUGCAUAUAAAACAUGGGUCCACAAGAGGUGAGGACAAAUUAGAGGGCAUGUGCUUGGUCUUCCCCUGCAGAUGCCCAACACAUCAGCGACAGACAGAGAACCACUUACUUGCUCCAGCAGUUAGUGAAAAUUUGGCCUUAAAUGAGGCCUCUAGAAUUUACAAUUCCAGUGCUAAAAUGUGAUGAGCACGUAGAUUAUCCAUAGGAUCACACAGGCUUUGUUGUCCCCCAAAGGUGCUUUAAGCUGGUUCAAUAGCAAUGCUUUUUUUCUAGGUGUCCUACUGAAUUGUGCUAACUGCAGCCUGAAUUCAGUCAGGUUUUUAGUCCCAUGAAUUAGGCAGCCAGGCAGCAGCCCUCACUUUUUCACCAGAAAAAUGCUCAGGAGAAGAUCUGGAUCUUCCUCCCUAUCCUCAAAGAUGGUUCAGACCAAACAGUAAUUCCAUUCAGGAUCCCCACCUGUGAGACCACUUACUGAAAUCAACCUUUCCUUGCAAAAAAACCAACCCAAAACAACAAAACAAAUACAGAAUUGCAUAGGGUAAUCAGGGAAAAGCCUGACACUCACAUCCUCCUUGAUUUGCAGCAGGCUUUUGAACUGCAGGGGCAUCUUCCCCACCAGCCUGUGGGGAGUCACAUUGGUGGUCUUGUCUCCUGCCCUGCUGCCAAAGCCCCUUAUAUGUGCUUAGCACAGAGACAAGGAUGCCUGCUGGGUACAGCCCCAAUUUCUGCAUCACUCCUGGGAGAUGCACAGAGCAGACAGGCUUUGGUGGAAGAGCUCAGGAGAGGCUCAUAUGUACACCAUUCUGGAUUAAAGUGCUCCCCUACAACACGACACUGUGACCCCACCAGAAAACCGAACACUGUUCCAGGCAAGGAGCACGUGGGUAGAAGCUCUGCUGUGGCUCAGGCAGAAGGGUUUCCCACCUCCCAGGAAUGAGAUUCCCAAAAGGUGUCUUUGGCCAUAGUUCAAGUAGUAAAAUCAGACAAUUCUCUCCCAGCCUGGGACCUACAGACAAAUGACAACAGCUUUAUAACAUGAUGAAGAUGUAGACAUCUGCUUCUGUCAGGACAUGGUUUUGCUCCUGCUCCAAAGUCUCACAGGGUCAGGCAGCAGUAGCUCCCAGAAGUUUAAACUGGAUGUCUCAUGUGGCGGUGGACACAGCUCUCCAUGGAGCCAACCCUAUUUACAGGGCCGGGGUCUUGCCCAGAAGGUCAAUUGUAUAUUUUGUAAUCACAGAGCAGACAAGGAUGUUUCAUUUUAGCUCAGGUAUUUCUUCAGAUGGUGUCCUUGGUACAGCAGCUGCAUUUUUCUGGUCUGGUGACCUUGCUAAUUGCUCCUUCUUAGAGUGCACUGCAAUCUUAUAAUGUGCCUGUAGUUACCAACAAAGCCAAUACUAGUACUCACAAAUUAUUUUUGAAAACUGCAACCAGCAGUGCCUAAGGUCAGUUGUAGUAUUUAGAUGAAGUAAUCCUAGUCGAAAAAUAGGAGUGUUUCAGUCUACAGGCCAAAUACUUAUUUUCCCUUAAAACAAUUUAGUUACUGAUAGGUCACUUAUGCAUUGAGUGAAAUUUUAAAACAGGUUUAUUUCAAGGUUAUGUAAAAUACAUUAACAGACACUUCCAAUGCUGAAUGUUCGGGGCAAGAAAAUGUAGAGCAAGAAGGUUUUUCUUAUUGGCUUUGUCAAAGGAAUGAAAGAUUUAAAGAGUAAAGUCACAUAAAUGGUUUCUAACAUAGCAAUGAAGUGGGAGGUAUAAAUCAGCUGAAAUGAGAUACUCCAGAGAUUUCCAUCAUUUGAAUGUGCCAGUAUUGGAAUACAUACUGUAUAUUGCUUGUUACCUUUUCUUUCUUGGAUUAAUUUGUAUUUAAUUACAAAUUUAUAAGCAUGUUGCCACUGCAUCUUACAGUUGUAUGGGGAAUACCAUUAUAACCCCUGAACCUUUGCCUGUGGGAAACAACUGACACAUGCAGAGAAGUACCGUGUGUACAUUCUAAUGCGAAUCCCACAUACUUGCAAAAUGUGUAACUUUUUAACAAGACUUCUGCAUCCUUUUCCUUUUUUUUUGCAUUUUAAGACCAUUACUCUUAUUGUUUGCUUUAGUAGAUCAAACUAUGCUUAUUCAGUUUUUUAAAGCAUGUUUUUGAAAUUAAC